GAAAUAAAACAAGCAACAACUAAGAGAGAGAUACAGAAACCACCUUCAGUAAAGAGUUAAAAUUUUCUUCCAGUCAGAUCAGCUGACUUCCCACGUGACUUUGCGGAAGUAAGAGUAUCAACAUGAGCACAUCCCGACUGGACGGGACUCGCCAGAAUGGUGCGCUAUUUUCUCUUGCUUUUAGUGGUAGUGCUUGUCAAUGUAGAAGUUUGUCUUCAGAGUUCAUGCGGAGGAGAGCAAGAGGCCGACUCCACGGAGGGAACAGCGGGCUGCGGCUGCGAUAAGCUGAGGAGAACCGACUCUGGUGCUGUGGACUCGAAGGAGGAGCGACCAUCGAGCGAGCCUGCUGUAAAAUACACAGCAGCUGCUAAUGAGAAAAUCUCUCAGAUGGUGUUCAUACCUGGAGGAGAGUUUUUCAUGGGAACGGAUGACCCAGGUAUCCCCCAGGAUGGCGAGGCGCCCCAGAGACCGGUGUUCAUUGGCUCUUUCUACAUGGACGUACUGGAAGUAACUAACCAACAGUUCCAGAGCUUCAUCAAAGCCACAGGUUAUGUUACUGAGGCAGAGAAAUUUGGAGACUCGUUUGUGUUUGAGGGAAUCUUGAGUGAAUCUGUCAAAAGCCAAAUCACACAAGCAGUGGCAGCUGCCCCCUGGUGGCUCCCAGUCAAAGGGGCCAACUGGAAUCACCCUGAGGGCCAAAACUCGAACAUCACAGACAGACUGGAUCAUCCAGUUGUGCACGUCUCUUGGGCUGACGCUGUCGCCUUCUGCUCUUGGGCCAACAAGAGACUGCCUACUGAGGCUGAGUGGGAGUACGCCUGCAGGGGGGGCUUGCGAGACAGACUUUACCCAUGGGGGAAUAAACUGAACCCAAAGGGACAACACUACGCCAACUUGUGGCAAGGGGAUUUUCCCCUGCACAACUCUGGAGAGGACGGAUACAUCCAAACAUCUCCUGUUAUGUCUUUUCCUGCCAACUCGUUCGGUCUACAUGAUAUGGUGGGGAAUGUUUGGGAGUGGACCUCAGACUGGUGGACUGUUCACCACACCACAGACCACCAACACAAUCCGACUGGCCCCCCUUCAGGCAAAGACAAGGUGAAAAAAGGAGGGUCAUACAUGUGCCACAAGAUUAUUCAAAUUUCAUCAGUUUGCUGUGAUCAUCUGCAUAUUUUGGAAAGAUUAAUUCAAUUUCGGCAUUUACCCCAGGCCUGGUUACUGACUGAGCUGCAAAGUGAAGACUUAGACUUGUGUAGAGAUACUGUGCAGACCUGCUUUGCAGCUAUUAUCUCUUCCUUGUUGUUAACAAAGGGGGAAAAUCCAGCGUGGUCUUUCUUCCUGUCUUAUUGCUACAGAUACCGAUGUGCGGCUCGGAGCCAGAACACCCCUGACAGCUCGGCCUCCAACCUGGGGUUUCGCUGCGUUUCUCAGGAGAAACAAUAACCUGAGCUGCUUGUUUAAUGAAGGCUUCCUUAUUAUCUGUAAUCCAAUUGUUUACUGGGAUUUGAACUGGAUGGCACAGUGUUUUGUUUUGUUUUGUUUUUUUGCCAUGGCAGUUUUUUUGCUGCCAUAUAAUUCCACAGUCAAAAAAAGGAAAUGCAGAAAAUGUUGCUGUAAAUAUCCUAUUUCACACCAUGAAAGUGUUUUUCACUUUUUUAUAAUAAAAUAUAAAAAGAUGA
This is a messenger RNA of Gambusia affinis (western mosquitofish), 1679 nucleotides long. RefSeq names its product sulfatase modifying factor 1 (gene sumf1). Gene Ontology annotation, cellular component: endoplasmic reticulum. The transcript has 10 exons. Bases 157 to 1443 code for a protein of 428 amino acids. Lineage: Eukaryota; Metazoa; Chordata; Actinopteri; Cyprinodontiformes; Poeciliidae. The record is from RefSeq and is a predicted model, not a curated record.